AUGUCAUCAAAAUCACGGAUUUUGAUUGUCGUCACCAAUGUCUCACAUUUCAGCGACCCAUCCGAGCCGACUGGCCUGUGGUUGUCAGAGCUCACGCACGCCUGGGAUGUCUUCAAAGAGCACGGUGCCGAAAUGACCAUCAUCAGCCCGCGGGGUGGUCGCUGUCCUCUCGACCCUCGCUCCCUGAAAUUCCCCACCUACGACAAAUCCGCGAAAGCAUGGCAUACCAAUCCAGAACUGAUGGGGCUGCUAGAGACUACGGCGCAUGCACAGAGCAUCAAUCCAGACAACUACGAUGCUAUCUACUUCACCGGCGGACAUGGCGUCAUGUUUGACUUUCGCGAAUCGGAAGACUUGCAGCGGAUCACUCGAGAGAUCUUCGAACGGGGUGGCAUUGUCUCCUCGGUCUGCCAUGGCUACUGUGGGCUGCUCGACACCAAGCUCCAUGACGGCUCGUACCUGAUCUCCGGACGCAAAGUCACGGGCUUCUCCUGGGCCGAGGAGAGACUGGCGGGUGUCAGCGGCGUUGUACCUUACAACGUCGAAGAGGACACCAAGAAGCGCGGCGCUCAAUACAAGAAGCGCUGGCUGCCAUUCAUGUCGUACACCGUGGUGGAUCGUAACUUAAUCACUGGCCAGAACCCAGGGUCUGCGAGAGAGACGGCGCUGAAGGUUGUCACUGCUAUUCGUGGGGUACCAAAGCGGCCGGAACAGAACCCUGGAGUGGAUUCGACAGACAAGGAUCUGAAGGAUCUGGAGGCUAAAAUAUAA
Molecule: messenger RNA, 771 nt
Organism: Penicillium chermesinum
Lineage: Eukaryota; Fungi; Ascomycota; Eurotiomycetes; Eurotiales; Aspergillaceae
Product: type 1 glutamine amidotransferase domain-containing protein
Exons: 1
Coding region: 1-771 (256 amino acids)
Source: RefSeq, a predicted model, not a curated record